CUUAACGCGAGCUGCUAGAAGGACAGGGGGAAGACAUGGCUGAUACCAUAGCCGACACCAGAAGGCUCUGCGCUAAGCCUCAGAAUUUUAAUGACGCGUAUGGCCCACCGAGUAAUUUUCUAGAGAUUGAUGUGAGCGACCCUCAGACCGUCGGCGUCGGCAGGGCCAAAUAUACCACCUACGAAAUCAGACUGAAGACGAACCUACCCAUCUUCAAGCUGAAGGAGUCCUCUGUGCGGAGGCGAUACAGUGACUUUGAGUGGCUCAGAGCGGAGCUGGAGAGGGAGAGCAAGGUGGUCGUCCCUCCUCUUCCAGGAAAGGCGUUUAUCAGACAGCUUCCAUUUCGGGGGGACGAUGGGAUAUUUGAAGAUGGUUUCAUUGAGGAGCGAAGACAGGGUCUGGAGCAGUUUCUCAACAAAGUGGCCGGUCACCCUCUAGCCCAGAACGAGCGAUGCCUGCACAUGUUUCUACAGGACGAGUCCGUGGACAAGAACUACACCCCAUCCAAAAUCAGACAAGCCUGAAGAGAAACGAUGGCCCCGCUUGGCCCCCGGUGCGGCUCAACCCCUGCUCAGCCCGGCGCGGUCCGACAACCCAAAGCUCUCGUCACUGCUCCAGGUUUCUCACAGACAAUAUACAUUUCAAAGACGACCACCCGCCACCUCGUCCCAAUAAUAUCGUUCACUCACUGCCUCUUUAAGUUCAGUUAGUGGUCCUGAUCGGUGUUUGUUUUCCCCUUUCUAAUUGGAGUCAAGGAUGUUUAAAACAUAACUGUGCUUCAGAGUAAUUUAAAGUUAUAUCUCUUUGUCUGGAAAUGCCACUAACAUGGAUAUAUUAUGUAUUUAUCAUUUAGCUCGUCAUGUCUUAAAAUAUGUUCCUUUAUGUAGUGAAGUCUUCUAUGUAUGCAAAGCUCUUGAAAAGACCCACAUUUCCCAUCAUUUAUAUAUAUAUACAUAUAUAUAUAUAUAUAUGUACACACAUA
Messenger RNA from Solea senegalensis (Senegalese sole), 982 nucleotides. It is a transcript of the gene snx3, whose product is annotated as sorting nexin 3. Gene Ontology annotation, biological process: late endosome to Golgi transport; endocytic recycling. Gene Ontology annotation, molecular function: phosphatidylinositol-3-phosphate binding. Lineage: Eukaryota; Metazoa; Chordata; Actinopteri; Pleuronectiformes; Soleidae. Gene Ontology annotation, cellular component: early endosome membrane; retromer complex. The coding region runs from base 36 to 524 and encodes 162 amino acids. The transcript is spliced from 4 exons. The record is from RefSeq and is a predicted model, not a curated record.